GAAUUGAGGAGCCCAUUGGAAAAAACAGAAGCAAAUAUAUUUUUAUGUAAAAAUAGAAACGGAAUAAUAUAGUAACAAAAAGAUACUCUCUUCAACCUUAUCCAUUCUUCGCCACUUCUCCCACUAAUCCGCUAAAUCAUUCUUCUUCAUCUCUCUCUCAUUCACAAUUCCCGAAAUUCUCUCAAAUCACAGAUCCUUUUAGGGUUUUUCCACUGUUUCUAGGUUUUUUUUAUUGCUCAAAUCUGAUCAAUGGAUAGUUGUCUCUCUAAUCAAACGGCGCUUCAGUUUCUCCCGUCGCGUUCCAGGAGACAGAGCGGCGAUGGAGGCGGUGGUUUUGUUAUUCCGGCGAAGAGGAAGAUCCAGUAUAGUUCGAUGGUUGUGGUUGCGGCGGCGGGACAGAGUCGGUGUGAGCCUGGAAGCAGUCUAAACGCGCCGCUUGAGCCACGAUCGGCGCAGGGGAGGUUUCUGAGAAGCGUGUUGCUAAACAAACGGCAGCUAUUUCAUUACGCCGCCGCUGAUGAGCUAAAGCAACUGGCUGAUGAUAGGGAAGCUGCUUUAGCUCGUAUGUCUCUCAGCUCUGGUUCCGAUGAGGCUUCUCUCCACAGGUCCGUGAAACCUUUCCUUAUCUAAUCUCUCACAAUUCAAAGAUCCGUAAACAGCUGUAGAAUUAUAAACAUACAAAGAAAUAUGUGUAAAUCAUUACUUACAUACUCUUAUUUAAUCGACCACAAAUCAGUAUUUUAUUAGUAUUUAUCACAUAAGCUUGUAAAGUUUGAUUAUAAGUUGUUUGAUGGUGUUUAUCAGUUUAUGAUGAUUUGAGAAUCACACUAAUGAUAUGGUUGAAUUGAAACAAGAGAAUUCUGUAGUUAUGAUCUUCAGAAGGAUAGCUGAACUCAAGGAACGCUACUGUAAAACUGCAGUCCAAGACAUAAUGUACAUGUUAAUCUUUUACAAAUACUCCGAGAUAAGAGUCCCUCUUGUUCCAAAGCUAUCCAGAUGCAUCUAUAAUGGAAGACUCGAGAUCUGGCCUUCAAAAGACUGGGAGUUAGAGUCAAUUUACAGCUGCGAUACCCUUGAGAUCAUCAAAGAACACGUUAGCGCAGUCAUCGGAUUACGGGUCAACUCAUGUGUGACUGACAAUUGGGCAACAACGCAGAUACAGAAACUGCAUCUCAGGAAAGUAUAUGCUGCCUCGAUCUUGUACGGUUACUUCUUGAAAUCAGCUUCCCUAAGGCACCAGCUUGAGUGUUCCUUAUCAGAUAUUCAUGGAAGCGGAUAUCUGAAAAGUCCCAUCUUUGGAUGCUCAUUCACAACGGGCACUGCACAGAUCUCCAACAAGCAGCAGCUGAGACAUUACAUCUCAGACUUUGAUCCCGAGACAUUGCAGAGAUGCGCAAAACCAAGGACAGAGGAGGCAAGGAAUCUGAUAGAGAAGCAAAGUUUGGCUCUUUUUGGCACGGAAGAGAGUGAUGAGACCAUAGUGACAUCGUUUUCGAGUCUGAAGCGGUUGGUUCUCGAGGCUGUGGCGUUUGGGACAUUCCUGUGGGACACGGAAUUGUAUGUAGAUGGUGCAUAUAAGCUGAAGGAGAAUGGGAAUGCAGAAGAACAAGAAGGAAAGAAAAGCAUAUGAUGAACAAGUCUGGUUAGAAGAAAAGCUUCAUGAUCUUCUGGUAGUGUAUAUAUAGAGAAAUGUUUCUGCCGAAUCUCUCAGGCAGUUGUUCAGUUCAAUGUAUAGAUCUUGCUUAGAAAUAUUUUGAUUUCUGAAUAAGAAUGUGGUGUGGUUAUAAGGAAUAAGAGAUACUGUAGUUGGGUUCAAUUUUAUGUUAUGUGUUAAGUUUCCUUGUUCAAUUUGAUCUUUCUCCUUUUGUC
This is a messenger RNA of Arabidopsis thaliana (thale cress), 1869 nucleotides long. Its product is annotated as phosphoserine aminotransferase, putative (DUF760). Bases 836 to 1630 code for a protein of 264 amino acids. The transcript is spliced from 2 exons. Lineage: Eukaryota; Viridiplantae; Streptophyta; Magnoliopsida; Brassicales; Brassicaceae. The record is from RefSeq and is marked reviewed.